AUGCCUAUCCUUGAGUGCUCCAUAGAAGCUUCAGGGGCGUUUGUCAAUUUUCGGUUGGCGAUGACGAAGCGUGGAUAUUUCUGCCUAGUGCCACGAUAUACACGGCUUCAUGAUGCAGUGAGCAUCUUGGUAGGGUAUGGCCUAAGUGUAAUUAUUCGUCCCUGGCAACCACCCUCACUUCGCGAGAACAGUGGCCAAUGUCAUAAAAAUCCUCCGGGCGCCACAGAGAAGUCAGAAUACUUUGAACUAAUUGGAGAUUGCUUUAUCCACGGGAUGAUGAACGAAGCUCCAUGUCUCAUCGAAGAGUUCAAUUGA
Messenger RNA from Daldinia vernicosa, 315 nucleotides. RefSeq lists its product as uncharacterized. Bases 1 to 315 code for a protein of 104 amino acids. The record is from RefSeq and is a predicted model, not a curated record. Lineage: Eukaryota; Fungi; Ascomycota; Sordariomycetes; Xylariales; Hypoxylaceae. The transcript has a single exon.